AUGAGUGCAUCACAUGACCCGCUACAGGAGUAUGUCGUCGGGUACCCGAAGUUAGCUGCAAAAAUGGAGAGACUCCCCGAGCUCUCUAUGUUUCGCAGAUUCGGUGCUCUGAACGCCCAGAACCUACUCUACAUGCAAGCUGAACUUGCGUACCUAGAGAGAAAACUGCGGGAGCGCCAGCAACUUGAUGCCAACGACCCGUCCGGCAAGAGAUCACCCUACGCGCUGAACUGGUUCUGGCUCAAGGAUUCCGAAGGCACUGAUGCUGGAGAGCAGCAGGAACUCAUUUUGCGAAUCAGACAAGUGCUCAAAGAAUACACAUCAAUCCUCCAAUACCCCAAACCCGGCUCUUGGGACCUCCACCACAUGCAAGACUACCUUCAAACCCCCGAAAUGGGUUCCCUCGCUCUAACCGGCGACGACGCAACCAUUUGGGGCUCCGUCCACGACCGCGACUCCCAAAAGCCCGAUCUAAUUACUCUAUGUCCGCGGGAGAAGAAGGACGCGUUCUCUGCGUGGGCAGCAGAAAGCACAAUCGUCAACCUCUUCCGAUGCGGUUGCGCACGCUUCAUGAAGCCCUCGCGUGUCCAUGGAGUUGUGGGAUAUGAAGACAGUACGAUUUACCGUAUUACAUACUGGAUUACAAGUAUCCUUGCUUCGCUGAUCCCGAUUGCGUCGAUUGUAGUGCUGUAUCUUGUUCAGUCCAUGUCGGCUAGGUUGGGCAUCAUUGCGGGUUUUAACGUAUUGGUGUCGAUUUGUUUGAUGGCCUUGACGGGAGCGAGGAGAGCGGAUGUAUUUGCUAUUACUGCCGCGUAA
Bipolaris zeicola 26-R-13 is the source of this 816-nucleotide messenger RNA. RefSeq lists its product as uncharacterized. Lineage: Eukaryota; Fungi; Ascomycota; Dothideomycetes; Pleosporales; Pleosporaceae. The transcript is spliced from 2 exons. The record is from RefSeq and is a predicted model, not a curated record. The coding region runs from base 1 to 816 and encodes 271 amino acids.